ACGAUGAAAGUGUGAUGUAAGAGAUAGGCCGGCGAAACAGAAGAUUUGGUUGAAACUAUGGCAAAGGCUGUGGUGUUGGGAGGAGGAAUUAGCGGAUUAUCAUCUGCCUAUUAUGCAUUACAAGAAGGGACUUCUUCAAAAUUUGCCAAGGUGGUAUUGCUUGAGGCUUCUAACAGAUUUGGUGGUUGGUUACAUUCUACUAAAUUUGAAGAUGGGGCUGUGUUUGAUUAUGGUCCACGGAGUUUUCGUCCAACUUAUGUUGGUUCUGGAUUGAACACUGUGGAGCUUGCUCUGAAGCUUGGCCUUCGUGAUGAUAUUAUUGCAGUAGACAAACGUGAUCCAAGCAAUGUCCGGUAUGUCUACAAGGAUAAGAAAGUCCAUCAAAUGCCUGGAACCAUACUUGAUGCCAUUCGUGUUGUUCCACCAUUAAAGAGAAGGUUGAUAUGGACUGCUUAUCAAGACACUUUUGCUGCAAAAGCGACUGAAGAUGAAAGUGUGCAUUCAUUUUGUACAAGACGUUACGGGAAAGAGAUAGCUGAUAUCAUGGGUGAUGCUAUGGUGAGGGGAAUAUACGCAGGAGACUCCAAGAAACUCAGUGUCAGGUCUACAUUAUCUCAGCUUUAUAAUUUGGAGCAGCAGAAAGGAAGGACUAUUUUGGCGAGAGGUCCAAUGGUAUCCAUGUCAAAACCCAUCUUGCAUUACAUCACUAACUGGACUAUGUGGUCAUUGAAAGAAGGUUGUCAGCAACUGCCUGAUACUUUGGUCAAACACCUGACCAGUCCACAGAUGUCAGCUGAAUUACAGCUUAAUAAUAAAUGUACAAAACUGACAUUCAAAGAUGGUGCAGCAGUGGUAACCAGUGAUAAAGGGGAGAUAACUACAGACCAUGUUUUCAGUUCUAUCUAUGCUAGAG
Molecule: messenger RNA, 913 nt
Organism: Ylistrum balloti
Lineage: Eukaryota; Metazoa; Mollusca; Bivalvia; Pectinida; Pectinidae
Product: protoporphyrinogen oxidase-like
Exons: 7
Biological process (GO): heme biosynthetic process
Cellular component (GO): mitochondrial inner membrane
Molecular function (GO): protoporphyrinogen oxidase activity, oxygen as acceptor
Source: RefSeq, a predicted model, not a curated record